CUGAAACCCAAAAUUUAGAAAUUGGUGGACUUAAAAUUGGUGGGCCUAUACUUUUACUUCUCCGGGGAGAAUGUGAUAUCAAUCAGAGAUCGGGAGUAGAGAGCCGACCCCAGAAGCCCGACGGAAUGGGAGGCGCAGGCGCUGCCUCUGCAGCAACUCCCCGGCCAACCACCACCGCCGAUGAAGAUGCGCUUCUCAAGCAAUUCUUCGCCGAAGUAAGUGAAGUUGAGCGCGAAAAUGAAGUCAGCAGGAUACUUUCAUGCUUCAAAUUGAAUCCAUUUGAAUAUCUUAACCUACCAUUCGAUUCCUCCAUAGAUGAUGUAAAACGACAAUAUCGCAAGUUAUCUUUGCUUGUUCACCCGGAUAAAUGCAAGCAUCCUCAAGCAAAGGAAGCUUUUGGAGCUUUAGCAAAAGCCCAACAAUUAUUACUUGAUCCGCCAGAAAGGGAUUAUAUUUUGAACCAGGUUCAUGCUGCAAAAGAGGAACUAAAAUUAAAGUGGAAGAAGCAGGUCAAGAAAGAUACUGCUGCUAAGUUGAAGUCAUUAGUUUCUGAGGGAAAAUUUGAACAAGAAUAUGAACGAUCAGAAGAAUUCCAGCAGCAGCUAAAACUAAAGGUUCGAGAAAUAUUGACCGACCAAGAAUGGCGGAGAAGGAAAAUGCAGAUGAGGAUAUCUGAGGAGGAAGGUCGUUUAAAGAAGGACGAGGAAGAACAGAAGGAGAUGUGGAAAAGGAAGCGCGAGCAUGAGGAGNCCCCCCCCCCCCCCCCCGUAUCAAGUUGGAGAGACUUUAUGAAAGGUGGAAAGAAGGUGAAGAAAGGGGAGAUCCGGCCUCCAAAACUCAAAACCGAAGAUCCAAACAAGUCUUAUGUUCAACGACCAGUGAAGCGAGGUUAGAGUUUUGCUGCAGCACUUCCCUAGUCAAAUUAAAUGACAAAAAGAAACGUAAUUCCUUGUAUUUUUUUCGUCGUUAGUUGUUAUUACAACAUAACAUAAAGGAUUGAGAUGUUUUCUGUCAGCUUGUCACAAUGUAAGAAAUCCGUUUACCAUUGUAAUCUUAGUAAAAUAUGCAGUAUCUGGUGGUUGGCAUCAAGCUCUUAUCAUGAAACUCCAAUGCUUCUUCAGGUCAUUAGGGCGUGUUUGUUUUUAUGUUUUUCAGUGGUAGUGGAGGAAAGGUUCUUGAAUAACUUUCACAAAGUAUU
Cuscuta campestris is the source of this 1198-nucleotide messenger RNA. Lineage: Eukaryota; Viridiplantae; Streptophyta; Magnoliopsida; Solanales; Convolvulaceae. The record is from the annotation of a GenBank genome assembly.